UUCCUGCGGGUGUGAUCGCCGUGGCUCUGCUUUGUAUGGAAGUGGUGGGGGACUUUUGACAGCGGCAGCGCUGUGGGGAAACAAACAAGGACGCGGUCGGCGGGUCGGCGGCUCUUCUUCACCCUCCUGCUCCUCGCUCCUCUCUCGAUCUGGCACCGAAGACUCCCGGGGACAUGGCGGCUUCGGAUCGGGCUGUUUAUGGGAAGUCUGAUGAUUGAAAGUGGCGGCCGCCUGCUCCGCCACCGCAAUGGUCGACAUGGAGAGCCACUACCAUCCCCCUUCUCCCCUGGAGGACUCGGUGCUGGGCAGCCCCCUGUGCACUGAUGACGACUUCAUGGAAGGCAUGGAGGAGCUCCAGGACAUCUCCCAGUCCAUUGACAAUGAUGGCCUCAGCUCCUUCGAUGUCCCUGAAUACCAGUCCUCCAGCAAUGGGUCGGAAGGGUCCACUCUCCUAGAUGCCCUGACGCCGGCGUCCAGCCCCUCGUCGGUUGUUUACGGGAUGUCAGUGGGCCAAGAGGAGUUCUCGUCUACCUCCUCAUCGCUCAGUCUGGAGUGUCGAGUGUGUGCUGACCGCGCCUCGGGCUACCACUACGGAGUCCACGCCUGCGAGGGCUGCAAGGGUUUUUUCCGGCGGACCAUCCGUCUGAAGCUGGAGUACGACAAGUGUGAGCGCCGCUGCAAGAUCCAAAAGAAGAACCGCAACAAGUGCCAAUACUGCCGCUUCCAGAAGUGCCUGUCAGUGGGCAUGUCCCACAAUGCCAUCCGUUUUGGUCGGAUGCCUCAGUCGGAGAAGCUGAAGCUGAAGGCGGAGAUGGUGACGGGGGAGAGAGAGCUGGGAGACCCUCAGGUCGCUGACCAGAAGACGCUGGCCAGGCAGAUUUACGAGGCCUACCUCAAGAACUUCAACAUGAACAAGGCCAAGGCUCGAACCAUUCUCACCGGAAAGACCAGCACCCCUCCGUUCGUCAUCCAUGACAUGGAGACCCUCCAGCUGGCAGAGCAGACGCUGGUGGCCAAGAUGGUCGGCUCUGUGGGAUCGAUAAAGGACAGGGAGGCAGAGGUUCGGAUCUUCCACUGCUGCCAGUGCACGUCGGUGGAGACCGUCACGGAGCUCACAGAGUUUGCAAAGUCCGUCCCCGGGUUCUCGAGCUUGGACCUCAACGAUCAGGUGACUCUUUUGAAAUACGGAGUGCACGAGUCUCUCUUUGCCAUGCUGGCCUCCAGCAUGAACAAGGACGGCCUCCUGGUGGCGUACGGCUCAGGCUUCAUCACGCGGGAAUUCCUCAAGAGCCUGCGGCGACCGUUCAGCGACAUGAUGGAGCCAAAGUUCCAGUUUGCCAUGAAGUUCAACACGCUAGAGCUGGACGACAGUGACCUGGCUCUGUUUGUGGCUGCUAUCAUCUGCUGUGGAGACCGACCCGGCCUGGUGAACGUGGAGCACAUCGAGCAGAUGCAGGAAAGCAUUGUGCAGGUGCUGCAGCUCCACCUGCUGUCCAAUCACCCAGAUGACACGUUCCUCUUCCCCAGGCUGCUGCAGAAACUCGCCGACCUCCGGCAGCUCGUCACUGAGCACGCACAGCUAGUGCAGGAGAUCAAAAAGACAGAGGACACGUCGCUGCACCCGCUCCUGCAGGAGAUCUACAGAGACUUGUACUGAAGUUUGUGGAGGAGUAAUCCAGGAGAGGCACUUUGCAAACCAGCUCCUUUUUUUUUUUCAGGGACAGAAGAAGAUGUCCUCCAUAAGCUAGGGUUGAACCACUUACACCUUCCUAAUGCAGCAGGAGUUAGUUUUGGUCAGCACAAGAGCUCCUGUCCAGGUCCAAGUGAGAAGUCUUGAAUUCUCUUGGUUUGGCCCAGUGCUCUCCACUCCCAGGCAGAACAGUUGUGAUGUCCAGCUGAUCGAGCCCCUGUCUAGACACCGGUGUAUUCAACCUCUGACCAAAACGCUAAACUAAAAUCCUUUACGAGAUCUCCAUGGUCAUAUCCCCACCCUGAACUGUAUGAGAUGACAGCAGAUGAACUUGAUAGCAGUUGUUUGGUAGUAUGUUUGAAAGUAGAUUUAUAUACUGAUGUCAAAGAGCCAUAAACCUUCUCAGAGAACAGCACCCAGAUGACACCUGUGGCAGCAGCAACAUUAAAACAGAGAUGAGACAGUUUUCAGUCAAGGCAGCUUCUGACAAAUUUACUACAAGGUGUUAUGGUCAUAUACAGAGACAUGGAGAUUUCAAGAGUAAUGUCAUGGUAAUACAAGAAUACAUUUGUGACUGAGAAAAAAGUCCUCAGUAUUAGGAGAAUAAAGAAGUCAUGAUUCUGGGGAAAUAAGCAGCAAAGAGAACUCCUUUAAGUGGCCCCAAUAAUGCAUUGAACAAAUUAGCUACUGGUGAAGGAUGGUUAUCCAAUCACAAGCCCUCCAGCAAGUUCUAUAGCCAUAGACAUAACUGUCACCAGGCUCCUGAAAAUAAACAUGUAUUAGUACUUUAAGUCCUCAAAGCCAUACUUUGUUUAUAAUGAUGGUGGAAAUGAUCCUCGUUCUUCGUUUUGUUUUCUCCUUAUUACAAAACAGCCUCACGAUUCAGUACGGAUUAUCCUCACUUACACUUCGAUUCCACAAACUGAUCACGCAAUAGUAUUUUUUACACUUCAGAAUAGAGAAGCGGAAUCUUACAAGUUUAUGAAGACAAAAGGUUUUUGCAGACUGAAAUGACCACAGGUGCAGAUUCACUGUGCACAAGUACCAUGGUGCAAAUCUGAAGCACAACUACACCUGUGAUGUGUCAAUGUAAUAUUUUUUACUGGACCUCUGUUCCCUGCCUGUUUGGCGAAACACACGCACAGACGUUUGGCACUCCAUCCUGUUCUGUGUCCUGGUAUUCAAGGGCUAACACCGAGAUCAACCGCAUUACAACCUUAAUACUGGCAGGGCGGAUUUGCAGAGAAUUAAUCUGUUUCUUAAUUUCUCCUUUGUUAAAGUCCCGUUCCACAGAAUUACAUCUCAACUUGUUUUUUUGUCUCACUCCUCUCUCUGCUUCUACUGUGUUUGACUGGCUGUGUUUGGUCCUCAUAAUGUGCGGUUGAUUGAGAUUCGAAGGGGUCAUCUAUGCGCAUGUUUCUUACCUGAUGGCAAAAGCAAAGCGUUCUUCUUUUCUCCUUAAAAGAGAAGAAUGAUAGUAUGCUGAAGUUUUUCAUCAUCAGAAAAGAAUCUUUUUGGGUGAGAAAUGUUCUGUGUUGGUCAUUUACGGCAAACAGUCAAACCAAAAGACAAACAUGUGGCCAUCUGCUCUUAUUCGACUCAGAGAGAGUAAGAUGAAGCCAGUCAGACAACAUGGGUUAUUUUUCAGAAUAAGACAAGUAUAAAAACUGUACUGUAAAGAUGGAUGGACCAAAUACAUUUCCAUGUGGUAUCAUUUAGAUGUUUUCUUUGUGUCCUCCAUCUGUUCUGAUGAACUGUGCAUUUGAAAAGGCCACUCCUCUAUGUUGUCAUGUCGCAUUUAGUGAAAAAAACAAGUAAAUAAGUUGAAAAUGCUCUAGAGAUGACUUUCACUAAAGGAAUGUUGAUGGUUGAAACAUGCAUGUGUAAUAGUUUGGAUAAUAUAGAGUAUAUGUGGACCUGUGAGCGAAUGCUCUCCUAUCCCCCUCAUCUGCUUCUCAUCCAAAACCUCCUUAUAUCACCAUGAAUUGAUUUGAAAUUCAGUCACGAGGAACAGACCUUGUUUAUAAUCGCAGUGAACUGUAAAUAGCUGAAGCGAUCACGCCGACCCCUCGCCCUUAGCUUUUUAACCCUUGAGGUAUACAAGGUACUAAUGAUGAUCAACUUUUGUAUCCCUCAGUUAGGUAUAAAUACUUUUAAAUGUUUUAAAAAAAUUUACUAUAGGUGUAGUCACGUACUGUAUUGUUUAUUCUCUUAAAUGCCACAUUAAUUGUGCUUUGGAUGAUUGAAUUGGAUCAUAUUUUUAUACUAAAGUUAAAAUGUACUGUAUAUGUCUAAAUCAGAUUAUUGUUUAUUUGAGACGGCACAGUUUGAAGCGUGCGGUGUAAAUAGAUUUGAGGGUGAUAGGGCGACUGGUAAUCUGAAUACCCACAGAUCUGAAUCCCAUCGGGGGACAUUCCUAUUAAUUAAUCGUUGAUUUCUAGAUAAUUGCAUUCAGUUCAUUUCAGCUGCACUUCAUUUAUCAGUUCAAUUAAGCGCUUAUGAGAGAAAGUGAAAGCACACAGGGAUGUGCACAGGAGCUCAUGACUGAUUAAAACUUGACCUCUGAAUAAGACAUUUACCUUUUGAAAGGUCAAAAUACAACUCCGCACUGAUCACACAAUACUAGUCUCCUCCUUUUAUACUCAGGUUGCAUUGAAAUACAAAUGGGGCGAUUGAGAUAUGCACAGAAUUUCCUUGUUGUUAUCAGAAAUUCUCCAUAGUUGCCUCUUUAUAUUUAACAAACCUGUAUUUUGUGCUCACGCAUCUCUGUUGGUCAAACAGAGAAAGUGAAGGCACUCACAGUUUGCGAUCACAGUUCAUCACAGUGAUGAUGACGAUGCAGUAAUGAAAAUGCAGUAUAUUGUUGUUUUAUAAUUCUCCUUUUGCCACACUUUUUUUUUCUUUUUCUGACACUUCUCCCAUCACACGCUGCUAUAAUGUAUGAACUCGCGUUAACACUUCUUAAGCCAUGAGUAGAUUAAAGACACUUCAAAGUCCCUCUUACUUUACAUAUAUAUAUAUAUAUAUAUAGUUUCUCAGAAUGUCAGUCCCACGUGCAGAUUUCAUCGAAUGCAGCUUGGUUUAUAACUCCCCUCGCACACUCCAGCGGAUUUGGGAAUGUACUUGGGGAUUAACCACAAACAACCUGUGCCUUAACGCGUGUGCCCCGUGCCAUACAACACUAGAGAUUCAGAAAACCAACACAAAAAGACUUGACUCGUGCACACACACACUUUUAGAAAACUGUUUGUAAACUGUUGAGAUUCAGCGACAAAGUACGGUGGGGGCCACACAUACAGGAAAAGAUGUCAUGGCAGAUUUUAUGAGAAUAUCCUCCACAGUGAAAUCGAAGUUCAAAAGUGAAACUGAAGCUUUGUUUUACAGUAACAAUGAAGGAUUUGCUUUAACGAAUGGUCAGACUUACAGAGGUAAAAGGUUUCAACGCAUAAUGGUUGAAACACUAGAGCCAGGCCCUUGUGGAGAGGUCGUGUAAAUGUGUGAUGUCUUCUUACCCUUAGGAAUGUCUGUUUUGUGUUGAAAUGACAAGGGAAGUUUUUUUUUUUUUUUUUUAACUUGUAUCAGGGAAACUUAGUCUUCCUUUGUUGAACUAGCUCAGGACAUAGAAAAGGUACUGUUCUUCCUUCUCUAGCUCUCUCGCUUACUCUCUCUGAGAUAAGCUUCUAGUGCUCUGCCUUACAGCACAAACACCCACAAUAGUGAUUAAUUUGACUUUAUUUUUAUAUCUCCAAAACAGGCCGAAAAUAAAUGAGUUACCGCGGGGGCAGCAGUCAUAAGAAUUAGAUGUUUGAUUUGAUUUUUCAUUUGAUUUUUCCUGAAUUUCCUGGAGUUUGUUUUUGUGGCUGUAGUGUCAUGCAAAGAGAAAACGGAGACUGUCUAUGGAUGUGCUGUUAAUGUGUACUGUGGCUUGGUAACAAUACUGUAAAUGUUUGAUGAAUGUAUAUCUAGUCAUUUAAACAAUGAAACAAGUUGUCAUUGACCGGGUGUCAAAAUAAAAUGAUUUUGAAAUUC
Messenger RNA from Pleuronectes platessa (European plaice), 5719 nucleotides. It is a transcript of the gene pparab, whose product is annotated as peroxisome proliferator-activated receptor alpha b. Gene Ontology annotation, biological process: negative regulation of inflammatory response; hormone-mediated signaling pathway; cell differentiation. NCBI's taxonomy places the organism in Eukaryota, Metazoa, Chordata, Actinopteri, Pleuronectiformes, Pleuronectidae. The transcript has 7 exons. The coding region runs from base 248 to 1657 and encodes 469 amino acids. Gene Ontology annotation, cellular component: nucleus. The record is from RefSeq and is a predicted model, not a curated record. Gene Ontology annotation, molecular function: RNA polymerase II cis-regulatory region sequence-specific DNA binding; nuclear receptor activity; zinc ion binding.